This is a messenger RNA of Diachasma alloeum, 2103 nucleotides long. Its product is annotated as monocarboxylate transporter 10. Lineage: Eukaryota; Metazoa; Arthropoda; Insecta; Hymenoptera; Braconidae. Gene Ontology annotation, biological process: transmembrane transport. The transcript is spliced from 10 exons. Gene Ontology annotation, molecular function: monocarboxylic acid transmembrane transporter activity. Bases 1 to 2103 code for a protein of 700 amino acids. The record is from RefSeq and is a predicted model, not a curated record.
AUGUUGGUGGACGAGUGCGGGGGUGCGAGUGUGGGAUGGGGUGGGCCACACGGGAUGAAGGGGGGCUGGUCUACGCCAGGUGGCUGCAGAAACUCUGCAAUGAGCUUUACCGGCAGUGUACCCUCACUCCACCCAGCAGGAUCGAUCAGGUCCCUUCGAUCCCAGCACUCUCAGGUUCCAGAAACACCACGACGAUGUCACCACUGCCACCCGGUACACGUGGCUACACCAAAUAAUUACGUACCUCAUACACCAGUGCAGUAUUACACACCGAGUCACUGCAUGGACGGUCACAAUGGCACGUACACGCCGCACCGUGGCAACUCCUACCACGGGGACCCUCGUCUGCGCUGUAUGGAUAUGGACGAGAGUAUGGCCGGGAACACAAAUUGGGUUCUCGGCGACCUGCGUAGCCUCCACCGUUGUGUACCGGCACUUCGGCGAACAGGGCUCGAUGUAACUACCAUUCGAACACAUUUCUACCCGGAGGGUGGGUGGGGGUGGCUUGUGUGUGCCGCUGGGUUUUUGGCCCUGUUGCUGACAACUGGAAUGCAACUUGCUUUCGGUUUGUUGCAUCUUUAUGCCAUACGUCACCUUGGGGAAGCUAAUCUGAUGAAUAUUGCCUGGGCCGGAGCUCUGAGUGCUGCUGUAUCACGUGGUUCGGCUCCACUGGUAGUGGGUGCGUGUCGGCGAGGAAGUACGAGGCUCACUGCUGUAAUUGGCGGUUUCGUUUUUGCCCUCGCUUCGCUCUUCACUUCGUUUGCUCUUCACAUGCAUCAAGUGGUGAUAAGCUACGGUCUUGUCCUGGGCGCUGGGGCUGGACUGGUGCGGGAAACUGCUGGCUUGAUCCUCGGUCAUUACUUCAAGAAACGACGGGAGUUCGUUGAGAUGGUCGUGCAAGCUGGCACCGGCGUGGGAAUAGCCCUCUUCAGCGUCUUCUACAAGGAAGCCGUCGGAGGCCUUGGCUGGAGGCUGGGACUUCAGUCGGUGACUGGUGCAUUGUCGUUGACAUUUUUUCUCGGAUUAAUCUACAGAAGUGCAUCGCUGUAUCAUCCACAGCGCAGGGCAAUAGUUCACCUUAAAAAUCAACGCACAAAAGUUAAGGAGAAAAAAAAUAGUACUAAUAAAAUGCCACGACAGCCAUUUGUGGACUUGAGCCCCUUAGGGAGUCGACCUGUACGAAUGCUCAUGCUGGCUGCUGGCUCUGCAGCGUUUGGACUCUAUACACCGGCCUUUUACAUUGUACUUCAGGGAUUUCAGAGUGGACUCGAGAUAAGUUCCCUUGUCCUCCUGCAGUCGUGUUUAGGUCUUGCAGCAGCCCUCGGCUGCGCAGCAUGGGGUUCAGUAACAGCACGACCAUCAGCCCAGUGUCUAGUAUCGAGGCAGUACCUGUGCCAAGGCGCCCUAGUGGGAGUUGCUCUAGCACAAAUAGCACUUGGCAGUGUUGAGGGUUACCAUGGUCUGGUAUUAGCCUCUGGAUUGUACGGUGCAUCACUUGGUGGUGCCCUCUAUUCACUCAAGAUGCUAGCGCUGGAGAGAUUACGCGCCCGACACUUUGCGAGAUCUUGGGCACUUGUUCAAGCCGCCGAAGCGCUGCCAAUUCUUCUUGGAGUUCCUCUCACUGGUUACAUGAACGCAAGUAUUCCACGUGUUGGUUACUACGCUUGCACCUUAAGUUCCUUAUGUGGUGCUGGCCUUCUAUUUCUCGUUGGCUGGGGUAGACAGCCGUCCUCACCAGUACUUCAUGCAUCACAAUUGUCUCACGUUAGUCAACAAUUGCCACCGCCAUGCGCCUGUCCACCACCACCUAGGCAGCGUUUACCAAAAUCCCAGUCACUCCAUGUACCCUUAGAUGUUGAACAAGAGAUGAGGGAUCAACCACAGACACCGCUGCAUCCGCAGUAUCACGAGAUGCCUGAGCACAAUUGUAUACAUUCUGGGGAACAUCACUACUGCCAAUCUGUCCCUUAUCAUCAUCACCAUACCCUUAGGCCGAGCAAGAGUGUACCUGAAGGACUUCAUGGCAAUCAUGAUACGUAUCGACCGAGACCCAGGCGUUAUCGGGAUGUCACAGUUAUCGAACAAAUCACCACCAGUGUCUGA